Penicillium angulare is the source of this 249-nucleotide messenger RNA. RefSeq lists its product as uncharacterized. The record is from RefSeq and is a predicted model, not a curated record. The transcript is spliced from 2 exons. Lineage: Eukaryota; Fungi; Ascomycota; Eurotiomycetes; Eurotiales; Aspergillaceae. The coding region runs from base 1 to 249 and encodes 82 amino acids.
AUGCCUCUUUCGCUUCAUAAUGCUAAUGCCGCCAUUCAGUAUCAAUUAGACAAUCUGAAAUGGCUCACCAUCAACCGCCAUCAGAUCUUGGACUCUGGGUUGGGGCUGGCUUCUCAACUGUCGGAGAGUUUUGAGGACCCCGUGCAAGUUGUUAGUGAUAUCACUGUCAACGAAGAGCAAAUAAGAACACCUUGUUUUGAAUUAUUAAUCUGGAUGUCAAAAGGAGGCGAGCUUUGGCUCGUUUAUUAG